Molecule: messenger RNA, 6094 nt
Organism: Ananas comosus (pineapple)
Lineage: Eukaryota; Viridiplantae; Streptophyta; Magnoliopsida; Poales; Bromeliaceae
Product: formin-like protein 5
Exons: 20
Coding region: 344-5569 (1741 amino acids)
Source: RefSeq, a predicted model, not a curated record
AAAAGAAAAAAAAAAGAAAAAGGAAAAUAGGAAAAAGUAGAAGAGAGGAGAAGAGAGGAGAAGAGGAGAACGAAAACUACUUGGGUCGCAAUCGACAACCUCUUCUCCUCUCUACGCCCUCCACCUCCUCCUCCUCCUCUUCCUCCUCCUCUUCCUCCUCUCGCGAGCUGAAAACCCUAGGGAUCUCGGUCGAGAUCCAUUCCCCCUCUUCGAUCUCGUUCGGAGUGUUUUGAGCUUGUUCUCGGCUAGGGAGGAGAUCCGAUCCCUUGCUUUUGAGAGCGAUCGGGGGUCGCUAGGGUUUGGAGCUAGCUGUGAUCGGCGGCGCCGGUGGCGGCGCCGGCGGAUGGCGCUUUUUAGGCGGCUGUUCUACCGGAAGCCGCCAGAUCGGCUGCUGGAGAUAUCCGAGCGGGUCUACGUAUUCGAUUGUUGCUUUUCGACCGAAAUUCUCGGAGAAGAUGAAUACAGGGACUACUUGGGUGGCAUUGUGGCCCAAUUGCAGGACUUCUUCCCAGAUGCUUCCUUUAUGGUGUUUAAUUUCAGGGAAGGGGAUAAGAGGAGCCGUAUUUCCGAUAUCUUAUCAGAGUAUGACAUGACUGUCAUGGACUACCCACAACAAUAUGAAGGUUGUCCUCUCCUCCCUUUAGAGAUGAUUCACCAUUUCCUAAGAUCAAGUGAGAGUUGGUUAUCAUUAGAGGGGCAACAUAAUGUGUUGUUAAUGCACUGUGAAAGAGGGGGAUGGCCCGUGCUUGCGUUCAUGCUUGCUGGCCUUCUUCUCUUCCGGAAGCAGUACUCAUGGGAGCAGAAGACUCUUGAGAUGGUGUAUAAGCAAGCACCAAAGGAGCUUCUCCAACAUUUAUCUUUGUUAAAUCCGCAGCCUUCUCAUUUGAGAUACCUACAUUACAUAUCCCAACGAGGCAGUGGGUCAGAAUGGCCUCCUCGUGAUACGCCCUUUGCAUUGGAAUGUAUGUUUCUAACCAUCGUCCCAAAUUUUGACGGCGAAGGCGGUUGUAGGGCGAUGGUUCGUGUACAUGGUCAAGAUCCCUUGACCCCUGCAAAUAGAAGUUCGAAGAUUCUUUUCGAGACACCGAGGACCAGAAGACAGAUUCGACACUAUAGACAGUCAGAAAGUGGACGUAUAAAAAUUAGUGCCCGGUGCCGCGUUCAAGGGGAUGUGGUCGUUGAGUGCGUCCAUAUGGCUGAAGAUCUAGAAAGGGAGGAAGUAAUGUUCAGGGUCAUGUUCAACACUGCCUUUGUUCAAUCUAACAUUCUCACGAUGAAUCGUGAUGAGAUUGAUGUUGCAUGGAAUGCAAAGGACCAGUUUCCGAAGGAUUUCAAAGUUGAGGUACUCUUUUCAGACUUUGAUUCUUUUGAAUCUGAUGCUGCCACUGAAGAAUUAGCUGAUGAUGGGGAUGACACAGAGGUUGCUUCCAUAGAUACGGCUGAUGAAUUUUACGAGGCAGAAGAGAUUUUUGGUAGUUCAGAUGAAGGGAAUUCCAAACCAGACAUCAAUGUGGCUGGUGAGGCUAGGAACAGGUUAGAAACUGCCAGUUCAGAAGAGGAUUUGAAGAUCAUGAAUCGAAACUCAAGUCCUACAGGUGAGAUGAGAUUGGAAGAAAGCUCUGUAAAUGACGUGGCAAUUGUUUCUGAAAAGUUGAUUAUAUUGGAUCAGACAAAUGAAGUUCAGGACAAAAUUAUGUUAGAAAGGGGCGUCACAAAACUGGAUAUGAAUGGUCAAAAAGAAACUGCGGUGCAUGAUAUUGAAGUUAUUGCUACUCCAGUGGGUGGAGAGAAAAGUGAAUUACAGUUUGAUAGCCGUAAAGAGGAUACAAAAGGAAUCAUCACGCAAACAUUAAUUGCUUUGGCCGAUCCAAAUCACAAGCUAGAAGCUCCUGACGAAGCUGAUGCUCCCAGUGGCAGAUCUGGAUAUGGCGAUUCUAAUUACAAUGCAUUAAAAAAUGUUCCUAGAAAGAGUUCUAGUCGAGAUGACAAAUCUGUCAACUUCCAGAAAAGUUUAGAUGAAGAGCCUCCAAAAUCUAAACAUGUGGAAAAUGGCUCUUAUAAUGGUAAACAGGAACCUCAUCUUGAGAGUAGUAAAUCAGGUCUUGGUGAGGCCAAUGUUGAUAACAAGAUAUUUACUGGAAAAGAAGUUAUUAUGCAUCAUGUAGAAACUUAUGAGGAGAAGAAUAUAGUAGAGGACAGUGACUUAAAGCAGGAAGUAAAGGGUGUUGUUAGUGAACAGAAGAGUACUCCUGAGACCUGCAAAAUUCAGCACGAUGCAGAUAAUAUCAGCGCUGAGGAUAAUGUCUUGUUGGAUGACAAGAUUCACAAAUCAGAAAUUACAACUAUAGGUAAUGAAGUUAAGAGCAGAUCAGAACGACUUAACUGGAAAGUUAACUCUGAUAAUAUUGUUAACAAGAGCAGAUCUGAUUUGGAUGAUAGAAAUCACAGAUCUGGAGCCUCUGAGAUGGUCAAUGGGAUGAAAUACAAUCAACAAGCACAUGUUGGCAAAAGGGAUGUUGAAAAGGGUGCUCAAAAUAAGGCAGAGGCUGUGAUUCCCAAUCAGAAGAUUGGAAAAGAUAUGCGAAAACAGGCGCCUGAGAAAUCUGUGUCACCCACAUCAAAGAAAUCAUCAACAUACAACCCACCUGACCCCGUAAUAUCAAAACAAAAUAUUAGACAGCAGGAAUAUCUGGAAGAUCACACAAAACCAGCAAUACCAAGGACGAUACCACGAUGGAUCUCACCUAAAAAAGUUUCUGAUGCUAUUUCUGUGCACAGACCAUCUCAUCCUCCAUCGAGAUAUAAUAGCUCUCCAGCUGCCCUGGCUAUUUCAUCCAAUUCUGUAGAUAAUCAAGCUGGUGAAUCAACGGAGCCUUUGACAUCACCUACAGAACCCACUGCCGGUUCCCUGAGACCAGCAGUGCCAUCUAAUCCACCAUCUAGUAUGCCUUCAGCUCAAAAAUUAUCUUCUCGGUUUCUAGCUCCGCCUUCUCCUCCUCAACCACCACCACCACCACCACCACCACCACCACCUUCAUUUGGGAAGUCGGUCACUUCCUUUUCCACUGGUGCCAUACCGGUGCCUCCACCUCCACCUCCACCUCCUCCAUUCUCACGGACAGAAGUAGCACCCCGAGCUCCACCCCCUCCUCCCCCUGCCCUUCCCCCUCCCCUCCCCUCCGCCUUCACACAGUUUAAAUGUCUAAAUAUUCCACCACCUCACCUUUGCCUUCUUCACAUAGUUCGUCAAUCUCUAAUAUUCCACCACCUCUGCCUUUCCUGCAUCUUCAUGCAAGCCUAUACUCCCCCCUUGCCCUCUCCUCCCACCCCCACUCCACUCCACUUCGCGCCUAUGCUCCCAAACUCAUCAACGAAAGGUCCAUCCCCACCCCCGCCACCACCUCCUCCACCAAUGCAUAUUGGAGCAUUGAAUAAAAGCACUGCUCCUGCUCCUCCUUACUUUGUAUCUACAACAGUGGGAGCAUCCACCAAAGGGCCCCUCCAACCACCACCUCCACCUCCACCUCCACCUCCACCUCCACCACCCCCACGUAACAGAAAUUCACUUCCUAGCGCUCCUCCCCUUCCUCCUCUACCAAGUCAAGGAGGUAAUUAUGGUCCUUCUCCUCCUCCCCCACCUCCUCCUUUACCAAGUCAAGGAGGUAAACAAGGCCCCCCUCCUCCCCCACCACCUCCUCCCAGGUCAAAUGCUAGUGCCUUAGUUCCUCCGCCUCCCCCUCCACCUCUCCCGACUCAUUCAAAAUCAGGUCCUCCAAUAGCACCACCGCCGCCGCCACUACCGCCGAUGUCUUCAUUGAAUGCAUCAAAGCUUGUUGGCCCUUCCCCUCCGCCCCCACCUCCUCCACCGCGUGGAGCUCCACCUCCACCACCUCUCCCUGGAGCACGUGGUGGUGCACCCCCUCCACCGCCUCCUCCCGGAGCACGUGGUGGUGCACCCCCUCCACCACCUACCCCUGGGGCACGCAGUGGUGCACCGCCUCCACUGCCUCCCCUUGGAGCAGGUGGUAGUGCACCACCUCCACCGCCUCCCCCUGGUGCGCGUGUUGGUACACCGCCUCCACCACCUCCUCCAGGACCACGUGCACCUAGGCCCCCAGCCCCUCCUAGGGCACCAGGUGCUCCUCCGCCACCUCCAGCCAAUGCUCAUGGUUCACAAGGUGACUCUAGAGGUUUGCCGCCAACUGGGGGAAGAGGGCGUGGGCUUGUUCGUCCUGCAGGAUCAGGUCUGUCAUAUUCAGCACCUCGUAGAUCAACAUUAAAGCCGCUGCAUUGGGUGAAAGUUACACGGGCUGUCCAAGGAAGCUUAUGGGCAGAAUUGCAAAAAUCUGAUGACACUCAGAGUGCUUCAGAAUUCGACGUGUCAGAACUUGAGAGUCUUUUCUCAGCAGUUGUUCCAAAGUCAGAUGGCAGCUCAAAAUCUGAGGGGCGCCGAAAAUCUCUUGGGUCAAAACCAGACAAAGUGCACCUGAUUGAGUUACGGCGCGCUAAUAACACUGAAAUCAUGCUGACAAAAGUAAAGAUGCCCCUUUCUGAUUUGAUGAGUGCUGCUCUAGCAUUGGAUGAUACUGUUUUGGAUGUUGAUCAAGUGGAGAAUCUCAUUAAGUUCUGUCCUACCAAAGAAGAAAUGGAGCUUCUCAAGAACUACACUGGAGACAAGGAAAACCUGGGAAAAUGUGAGCAGUUCUUCUUGGAGUUGAUGAAAGUUCCACGGGUGGAAUCUAAGCUACGAGUAUUUUCUUUCAAGAUUCAAUUUCGCUCCCAGGUUGCAGAUCUUAGAAAGAGUUUGAACAUUGUCGACUCUGCAUGUGAAGAGAUUCGCAAUUCUGUCAAACUGAAGGAAAUCAUGAAGAAAAUUCUGCUUCUUGGGAAUACAUUAAACCAGGGAACUGCAAGAGGCGCAGCCGUUGGAUUUCGCCUGGACAGCCUACCAAAACUUUCAGAUACUCGUGCUACUAAUAACAAAAUGACACUAAUGCACUAUCUGUGCAAGGUCCUUGCCGCAAAGUCACCAUACCUUAUGGACUUUCAUGAGGAUCUUACUAGCUUAGAGGCCGCAUCGAAGAUACAACUGAAGUCAUUGGCCGAAGAAAUGCAAGCAAUUGUCAAAGGCCUAGAAAAGGUUGAGCAGGAACUUAAAGCUUCAGAAAGUGAUGGUCCAGUCUCAGAAGUAUUUUGCAAGACACUGAAGGAGUUUACUGCUGUAGCUGAUUUUGAAGUCCGAUCAUUAUCAUCACUUUAUACUGCAGUGGGUAGGAAUGCAGAUGCACUCGCUCUUUACUUCGGCGAGGAUCCUGCACGGUGUCCUUUUGAACAAGUCAUUUCCACCCUUCUAAACUUUGCAACAAUGUUUCGGAAAGCGCACCAGGAAAAUUGCAAGCAGGCCGAACUGGAGAGGAAAAAAGCUGAAAAAGAGGCUGAAAUGGAUAAGUCAAAAACUACAAACACAUCAACCAAAAGUGACUCGAAGCCGGCAAGUCUGAGCCAACAACUGCAGCAAACACUAGAGAAGACCAAAUCUACAAAUCGAAGCGACAGAGAUGUUAGAUGAUAUUUAACUUGCUAAUGGUGGGUAUUUGUUUAUGAUCUCUUUCCAGCCGGGGGAGUUUGGGCUCCCCGUAAUUUUGCUGAGGGUAGCCCAAGAUUUCGCCGAGGACUCUUUACUCACAAAAAAAAAAAAAAAAAAAAAACAAAGAAAAAAGAUUCACCGAGGACUUAACAAACGGGAAAAAGAGAUCGGUCUCAAAAUGCUGCUGCCAAUGUGUCAUCCAGAAAUCAUCACUCGAGGAGCCUUCGGCUGGAACCACGGGAGACUGGGAUUUGUGACUCCGGAACAUGGCAGUUCCUGUAUUCUAAUAAUUGUACAAAAGCUAACCUUAAGGUUUAUUCGAUUCUUUUUUGUAUAAUUGUAAUUUCUCUCAGUUUCUUAUUCAUAUUCAAUUUUGCUAGCCAGGUUUGGCGAGGAAUAGGUCAGAAAUUGUAAUAUAGGGGUGAAAGUAUAUUAGAAAAAUUAUAUGUAUGGAGACAAUCUUGUAAUAAAAAAUAAUUCGGGCUUUUGAUGCCCCCUCUUUUUUCU